Molecule: messenger RNA, 1624 nt
Organism: Xenopus laevis (African clawed frog)
Lineage: Eukaryota; Metazoa; Chordata; Amphibia; Anura; Pipidae
Product: vomeronasal type-2 receptor 26
Exons: 4
Coding region: 129-1430 (433 amino acids)
Source: RefSeq, a predicted model, not a curated record
UUGAAUUUGUUUGUUCCUGGAUAACCUUCGUUCCUUGUUCCUGAAAUCCUAGUUCCAGUGUUCUUGUUCCUGUGAUCUUGUUCCAGCAUUCCUUGCCUUCCUGGGUUGCUCCACAGUAUUACCAAACCAUGCAGGCCUUAAUAUUUGCAGUUGAGGAGAUUAAUGAUCACCCUGAGCUACUUCCCAACAUUACCCUUGGCUUCCAAGUGUUUGACACUUGCUUUAAUUUACGAAAAGCAGCACACGGGACCCUCUCAAUGCUUUCCGGAGGGAAUGAAACCACCGCUAAUUAUCACUGUAACAAACUGUCACCUCUUGCUUGUAUAAUUGGGGAUUCAGGGUCCUCAGUUUCAAUUAUAAUGGCCCAGAUCUUGGGACUCAACAGAUACCCACAGGUUCCUCUUUCCAAUUGCAGCCCAAGUUGUCCUACUGGGUUUAGAAGGGUGAUGGUAACUGGAAAAUCGCCUUGCUGCUAUGAGUGUGCUUUGUGCCCCCUAGGACAGACAUCAAACCAAACAGAUUCAGUGAAAUGUCACUUAUGUUCCUGGGACACAUGGCCAAAUCUGCAAAGAGACAAAUGCUUACCAAGAACCACAGAGUUUCUUUCCCGUGAAGAACCUUUGGGUUAUGGAUUAUCAGCAAUUUCCAUCUUCUCGUCUCUUGUUCCACUAGUUAUACUGUUCAUUUUUAUAUAUUAUAAAACAACACCAGUAGUCAGAGCCAAUAACUAUUCCCUUAGUUGCCUUCUCCUGCUCUCCCUGUUCCUUUGUUUCCUUUGCUCUUUAGUUUUCAUUGGUUACCCACAGCCUCAAAUGUGUCUUCUACGUCAGGUGGCAUUUGGGAUGGUUUUCACUGUAUGUAUCUCCUGUGUUCUGGCCAAAACCAUCACUGUUGUUAUUGCGUUUAAUGCAACCAAACCAGGCAGUAGGUUAAGACAAUGGACAGGAGUAAGAGUGUCCUACUUUGUUAUUGUGUUAAGUUCCUUUAUUCAGUUGGUCAUAUGUGUUUCUUGGCUUUUCUUAUUCCCUCCUUUCUCUGAGCUUGACACUGACACAAAACCUGGAGUCAUCAUUGCUAACUGCAAUGAAGGGUCACCCACUGCUUUCUGGUGCAUGCUGGGAUAUCUUGGAUUUUUGGCCACCAUAAGUUUCAUUGUUGCCUUCCUGGCCAGACGUCUCCCAGAUAGUUUUAAUGAAGCCAAAUUCAUCACAUUCAGUAUGUUGGCUUUCCUCAGUGUCUGGGUGUCCUUUAUCCCGGCCUAUCUCAGUGCACAUGGCAUGUAUACUGUGGCAAUGGAGGUCUUUGCUAUUUUAUCUUCCAGCUGGACUGUGAUGCUCUGUAUUUUUGUGCCAAAAUGUUUCAUAAUAUUGUUGAGACCCAACAUGAACUCUAGAGAACAUCUCAUGGGUAAAGUCAAAGGUCAAAAAUAAAAAAGUGUUGAGAUAUACAAAACGUGAAACUUAGUAACCCUCGUACCAAGUGACUUAAACAUAAAACCAAACGGUGGCCAUUGUUUAAUAUUUUAAAAUAGGUUACUUGAAUAGGUAAAAUACAGGAAUAAUGUCUGUAAUAGACUUAUACAUCUAUUGCUUUAAAUUAUUUGUAUGAAACAUAAUAAACAGAA